Molecule: messenger RNA, 422 nt
Organism: Paramecium sonneborni
Lineage: Eukaryota; Ciliophora; Oligohymenophorea; Peniculida; Parameciidae
Source: the annotation of a GenBank genome assembly
AUGGUAACUAUUAGAUUUUAAAUAUUUUUAUUAUUAUUUCUGCAAAUUUCUGCAGAAAAGACUUUGGAUCCUUGUGAAAAUUAUUUAUGCAUAUUAGAAUUGCUUUAAAUUAAAUCUAAGAAAGCUUUAGCAAUAGAUCCAUAAAAAUGCAUAUUAAAAUUGUGGGUGAAUUUUUAAUUAAAAUCUGUAAUUAAUAUUAUAAAACUAGAAUGCCUAUUUAAAAUUUCACAGCCUAGGGAAGAAAUUCAGAAAAAAUUAGAUAAGCAUGGAAUAACAAGGGUUAAUUUAGAUUUAAUAUUGGGUUUUAACAUAAAUAAAAAUUAAAAAAUGAAAGAAAUGAUGCCUAAAUAGCGGUGUUAGAUAUUUAUUUUAUUCAUUAACAAUCUUUUGUAUGAAAGAUCAAUUUUGAAUAAAUAGCAAGG